Messenger RNA from Gekko japonicus, 1188 nucleotides. It is a transcript of the gene SDHB, whose product is annotated as succinate dehydrogenase complex subunit B, iron sulfur (Ip). The transcript has 8 exons. The coding region runs from base 66 to 932 and encodes 288 amino acids. Gene Ontology annotation, molecular function: electron transfer activity; 2 iron, 2 sulfur cluster binding. Gene Ontology annotation, biological process: aerobic respiration; respiratory electron transport chain; tricarboxylic acid cycle. Lineage: Eukaryota; Metazoa; Chordata; Lepidosauria; Squamata; Gekkonidae. The record is from RefSeq and is a predicted model, not a curated record. Gene Ontology annotation, cellular component: mitochondrial membrane.
CCAAGCCGGCUUUUCGCCUCUUCUUGUCUCCUCUUCUUCCGGAAUCAGCUGUCAGAAGACGCAAAAUGGCGGCCGCCGUGACCGUGGGGAGGGCGGGAUUCGUGUCCUUCAGAGGCGGCCCUCUGGGAGUGGCGGUCCAGGCCUGUCGCGGAGCACAUGCAGCGGCCGCAGCUGCCCCCCUCGCCACGGAGGCAUCCCCGCGCAUCAAGAAGUUUGCCAUCUACCGGUGGAACCCAGACAGCCCUGGAGAGAAGCCCCGCAUGCAGACCUACGAGGUGGACCUGAACAGAUGCGGGCCUAUGGUUCUCGAUGCCUUAAUCAAAAUAAAAAAUGAGAUGGACUCCACACUGACGUUCCGCCGGUCCUGCCGGGAAGGCAUUUGCGGCUCCUGCGCCAUGAAUAUCAACGGGGGGAACACCUUGGCCUGCACCAGGAGGAUCGACACGAACCUCAGCAAGGUCUCCAAAAUCUACCCUCUCCCCCACAUGUACGUGGUGAAGGACCUCGUCCCGGAUUUGAGCAACUUCUAUGCCCAGUACAAAGCGAUCCAGCCUUAUUUGAAAAAGAAGGACGAGUCCAAGCAGGGCAAAGAGCAAUACCUCCAGUCCAUAGAAGAGCGUGAAAAGCUGGACGGGCUGUACGAAUGCAUCCUGUGUGCCUGCUGCAGCACCAGCUGCCCCAGUUACUGGUGGAACGGAGACAAGUACCUGGGCCCUGCCGUGCUCAUGCAGGCCUACCGCUGGAUGAUCGACUCCCGGGACGACUACACAGAAGAGCGGCUGGCGCAGCUGGAAGACCCCUUCUCCCUUUACCGCUGCCACACCAUCAUGAACUGUACCAAGGCCUGCCCCAAGGGGCUGAACCCCGGAAAAGCCAUUGCUGAAAUCAAGAAGAUGAUGGCCACCUACAAGGAGAAGGCAGCCAGAGCUUAAGUCUGCACGGGGGCCUCCGCUCCGUUAUACGCACACACCCUCUUACUGGGAAUAACUUAUAUCCGAAGCCUCGGCAGGGGGUGGAGAGACCCCGCCGUUCCCGUGUGAUUUUUCCCCUCUCUCCAUUGACAGACCUGCAUGUUGGAUAUUGUAAUGGACUAAUUAAAUUGCUACUUUGAUUAGCAGAGUUGGACCAAGAUCUCUGUCUCACUCUGUCUCUCUCUCUCUCUCCCUCCCUCCCUCCCCGCAGCCAUUU